Arachis duranensis is the source of this 2172-nucleotide messenger RNA. RefSeq lists its product as uncharacterized. Gene Ontology annotation, molecular function: zinc ion binding. The record is from RefSeq and is a predicted model, not a curated record. NCBI's taxonomy places the organism in Eukaryota, Viridiplantae, Streptophyta, Magnoliopsida, Fabales, Fabaceae. The coding region runs from base 1 to 2172 and encodes 723 amino acids. The transcript has 4 exons.
AUGAAGUUCAGUAACAAGAAUGAGUUUAUGGAUGCUGUGAGAGAAUUCACCAUUCAAGAGGGUAGGGAGAUUAAAUUUAGAAAGAAUGAGAGCUACAGAGUCAGAGCUAUUUGCAAGUGGACAACUGGAGAAGAUGAGGAUAUGGUUAGAUGUCCAUGGGUUGCUUACGCAUUCAGGGAUUCUGAGGAGACAUGCUGGCAAUUAAAAACAUUUAAAAAUGAACACAUAUGUCCUAGGAUGAGCAAAAACAGGGCAGCCAAUAGGAGAUGGCUUGCUGGCAAGUUGGUAAAAAAAUUGAGGAGGUAUCCGAGCUUAAAGCACAGUGAAGCUAAAGCAUAUUUCAGGAGAAGGUGUGACCUCGAUCUAAACAAAUCAUCACUAACCAGAGCUUUAAUGGAUGCAAGAAAUAUUGUUUACGGUGAUGCAGCUGCCCAGUACGGUUUGGUUAGAGAUUAUGCAGAAACUCUACUGAAGAGUAAUCCUGGUUCAACAGUAAAGAUUGGUACAUAUCUUCAAGGGGAUGAUCCUAUAUUUGAAAAAAUGUAUGUAUGCUUGGAUGGAUGUAAGAAGGGUUUUAAGGCUGGCUGCCGCCCACUGAUCGGACUCGACGGAGCCUUCCUGAAGACUCGGUUCGGUGGACAACUCUCAGCAGUGGCUCAGGACGCCAACAACCAUAUAUAUCCAAUUGCGUGGGCAAUCGUUGAUGUUGAGAAUAAAGAGAAUUGGAGGUGGUUUUUGGACCUGCUGCUUGAUGACUUGGGUGACUACAUGGCUAACAAAUGGGCUUCUAUGUCAGACAUGCAAAAGGGUUUGGCUUCAGCAGUAAAGGAGCUCAUGCCCAAUGUACACCAUCGAUUCUGUGUCUGGCAUCUCUGGAAGAAUUUUAAUAAAAAGUGGAAAGAGCAGGAGUACAGAGGACUAUUAUGGGACUGUGCUAGGGAAACAACACGCCAUGGUUUUGAUCAGAAGAUGGAUAAGUUAAAGAGACUCAACGAGGGAGCUUGGGCAUAUUUGGAUAAGUGGCCUAGAGAAGCAUGGACUAGGGCAUAUUUCCGACACGAUCAAAAAAUUGAUAAUAUAUGUAACAAUGCCUGCGAGGUUUUUAACUCGAGAAUCAAAGAAUACAGAGCUAAGCCAAUAAUCACCUUGUUAGAGGAGGUUCGGAUGUUUACGAUGCGGUCCAUUGCAAAAAACAAGGUUAAGUUAUCCCACCAUGUUGGUAAGCUCCCACCAAUCCAACAUAGUAGAUUGCAGAAAAUCCGAAAAGAAUCUCAAAAAUGGACAUCGAUUUGGAGUGGAGAUGAAGAGUAUCAAAGAUUUGAGAUCCACGGUUGGCCUACCAACAUGGCUGUUGACUUGGGAAAGAGCAUAUGCACCUGUAGAUUUUGGCAAAUAACAGGCAUGCCAUGUGUCCAUGCAUGUGCAGCCAUCUCCAAGAUAAAUCGAAAUUCUGAGGAUUUUUGUCAUUAUUGGCUGACCAUGAAAGCCUAUAGAGAUACUUACAAGCACUCUCUCAAUCCAAUACCAGGACAAGAUCUUUGGGAGAGAAGUGAACAAAAUAGGCCUCUUGCACCUAAAAUGAAGCGAAAGCCAAGGUCGACAAUCCAAAAAAGAUGGAAGGAUGCUGAUGAAGAGCCAUCUAGUGUUAAGAAGUCAAAAACUGAAACCAAGUUGAAGAGGAAAUACAAAGAAUUCACAUGUACUUACUAUGGUACGAGAGGGCAUACAAAGAGAAGUUGCUUUCAUAGGAAAGUUGAUGACCUUGCUAGUGCCCUUGUUAGUGCAGCAGCGGCUGUAGUUGCAAAAGAAAAAGGUUCUAAGGCUAGAGAGACUAGAGAUCCAGCAAAUGCUGCUACUAGUAACACUCAACCUGCUGAGAUUAAUGAAAAUGCUCCAUUAGCACCAGGGGAAGGUGUUGAUGAUGCAAAUGCUUCAGAGAUUGAUCUCACCCAACCCACUUACUCACAGCCAGAAAAUCAGGAACAGGUCCCUCCAUCAGACCCACCUCCACCUCCACAACAGGUCACAAGGCCUGACAAGCUGCAAUCGAAGAGGAAAAAAAUUUUCAGUGUGGACCCAAUGCAAGGAGCAACUUCUGGGACAGCUGCACGCUUGGCAGAGUUUAUGACAUUCGUCCCCACCCCGGGCUUCAAACCACCAACAACAAAAUAG